Maniola jurtina (meadow brown) is the source of this 926-nucleotide messenger RNA. RefSeq names its product 39S ribosomal protein L47, mitochondrial (gene mRpL47). The coding region runs from base 74 to 847 and encodes 257 amino acids. Gene Ontology annotation, molecular function: structural constituent of ribosome. The transcript has a single exon. Gene Ontology annotation, biological process: mitochondrial translation. Gene Ontology annotation, cellular component: mitochondrial ribosome; mitochondrial large ribosomal subunit. The record is from RefSeq and is a predicted model, not a curated record. Lineage: Eukaryota; Metazoa; Arthropoda; Insecta; Lepidoptera; Nymphalidae.
UCUCCAUUUUGCUUUGCUAAUUGCUAUAAGCAAAAGUGAGGUUAGCUUGAGAUGUAAAAGAUUUUUAACGAAAAUGAAUUUCAUAUUUAAAAAUAUUAAACGUACUACGGUGGGAAUAUGUUUUCGCCCAAACAAUUUAUUAAAUCUCUGCAGAAGAACAACACAAGAUAUUAAAUAUUUUCACACCACAAGUAAACAGAAUAGUUUAAUGGAUUUCUUCGAUAAUAAAAAGAACUGGAACGAAACUAAUAUACGUGUUGGUAGAGCUUGGCGCUUAGAUGAAUUAAGAAUAAAAUCUAAUACAGAUUUGCAUAAAUUAUGGUACGUUUUAUUGAAAGAGAGAAAUAUGCUAUUUACUAUGGAACACGAAUGUAAUGAACAAAUACGUCUUUUUCCGAACCCCGAGAGGAUCGAUAAAGUUGAAGAAUCAAUGAAUAAUAUAGAGACUGUUAUAAGAGAAAGGAACAUUGCAUAUUAUAAAUUGGAAACUGGUGAAACAGGGGAACGUCCAGUGGAUGAUAUAGUAAACCUUUUUGGCUUACCAGAGAAAUAUCAGAAACAUGAAUACUUUAUACCAAAAUUUAUGAAUUCACGAUGGGUAAAAUCUUACUUAGAACAUGGAUAUAUUAACAGUCUUGCAGUAAAAAAAUUUUAUAGACUGUACCAAGAAAAGUUAUACAAUAUUAAAAGAAAAGAAAAGAAUAGAAAUUUCAACCAAGUUCAACAUCUUCUAAAACGUUUUCCUGAUAUGGAUAUGGAAAAAUUACAAGCGGAGUAUCCUGAAGUUGAUAUAGAGAAAGCAAAAAGGUCCAAGAAAGCUAGAGGCCAUUUCCUACCCAAAUAUUAAAAUAGCACUUUCUAAUUCAUAUUGUUUAAGUAUUUCAUAUUGUUGUAACAUAAUUAAAUUAAAUUAGCAUUGUACUUUA